This is a messenger RNA of Salarias fasciatus (jewelled blenny), 1980 nucleotides long. RefSeq names its product WASP family member 1 (gene wasf1). The record is from RefSeq and is a predicted model, not a curated record. NCBI's taxonomy places the organism in Eukaryota, Metazoa, Chordata, Actinopteri, Blenniiformes, Blenniidae. Gene Ontology annotation, molecular function: protein kinase A regulatory subunit binding; Arp2/3 complex binding; actin binding. Gene Ontology annotation, biological process: actin cytoskeleton organization; positive regulation of Arp2/3 complex-mediated actin nucleation. Gene Ontology annotation, cellular component: cytoskeleton; SCAR complex; lamellipodium.
UUGGAAACAUCGAAGCGGAGAAUCCCUUUGUGGAGAAAGUGGCUGGGUUCGCCUCCUCCUCCGCCGCCGCCGCCUCUUCCAGCAGGAGAACAUUUGAUAUGAGAAACAACCAUGGAUCCGAGCCGGGGAUUUAAAUUCUGGAACAUGCUGCCAAGCUCUGCUGCUCAAUAAGGAUGAAAAGGAAAUAAGGGGAGAUUUGCAAAAAAACUAUCAGGGAGCGGCGUUGCAGCAGAAGGAUGCCGCUGGUGAAGCGCACCAUCGAGCCCCGGCACCUGUGCCACACAGUGCUGCCAAGGAACAUCAAGAAUGAGCUGGAGUGUGUGACGAACAUCUCCUUGGCCAACGUCAUCCGCCAGCUCAGCAGCCUCAGUAAAUAUGCAGAGGACCUGUUUGGAGAGCUGUUCAAUGAGGCCCACUCCUUCUCCUUCCGGGUCAACUCCCUUCAGGAGCGCGUGGACCGCCUCUCCAUCAGCGUCACACAGCUGGACCCCAAAGAGGAGGAGCUGUCUCUUCAGGACAUCACCAUGAGGAAGGCCUUCAGGAGCUCCACUAUUCAGGACCAGCAGCUGUUCGAUCGCGAGUCUCUGCCCGUCCCGAUGCAGGAGACCUUCCACACCUGCGAGCAGCCGCCGCCUCUCAACAUCCUCACUCCCUACAGGGACGACGGAAAGGAAGGUCUUAAGUUCUACACCAACCCGUCCUACUUCUUUGACCUGUGGAGAGAAAAGAUGCUGCAGGACACAGAAGACAAGCGGAAGGAGAGGCGGAAACAGAAGCUGAAGGCGAUAGACCGUCCCCCCGAGCCGGAGAAGGUGCCGCGGAUGCCUCACGACCGCAAGAAGGAGUGGCAGAAGCUGGCGCUGGGCGCGGAGCUCGCCCAGGACGUGCCCGAAGACAAACACCGGGAGGCCAACGGAUCCGCCGGCUAUCACGACAACAGGGCUCCGUUGUACAUGGAGCAUUUGGACGGGCCCUUCUCGCUGGCAGCGCUGCCCUACAGCCAGAUGAACGAGCUGCUGAACCGCACCGGGGACAGAAUGUACUCCCGACCUCACGACCCUCCGCCGCCGCCUCCCCCCAUGCACCCGCUGGGAGAGAUCAAGCCCCCCUCUGUGAUCAGCUCCAGCUCCGGCUUCUCCGACAGCAGACCCCAGUCUCCGGCCCGGACGGCAGGCUUCAACUCCAACACUCCUCCGCCGCCGCCGCCGCCCCUCCCCCCUCCUCCUCCCCCGUUGCCCUCGUCGGGGCUGCGGGGCACCCCUCCGCCCCCGAUCCCCCCCCUGCCGGUCCAGCAGCACCCCCCGGCCAUCCCGCCUCCCCCCGCCCCCCUUCAGAUCGCCCCCGGGGUUCUCCACCCGGCGCCUCCGCCCGUGGCGCCCCCCCUCCACUCCUCGUCCCCGGCGCGGCUCCAGCAGGCCCUGGACAAGGGCCCGUCCGCGGGCUCCGGGACGCAGUCGGACGGCUCCAUCCUGCCUCCCCCGCCGCCGCCGCCCCCCCUGCCCCUCCCCGGGGCGCGGAGCUCGUCGCCGUGUGCGUCGGGCCCGCCGCCCGUGCCGCCUUCCCCUCGGCAGGAGCCAUGGCCUCGCCGCCCCCCCCACACCGUCCACGACGUGGGGCCCAAGAGGCACCACCCGGCCAAUCUGCCGCCCAUCAGCGACGCUCGCAGCGUCCUGCUGGAGGCCAUCAGAAAAGGCAUACAGCUGCGGAAAGUGGAGGAGCAGCGAGAGCAGGAGGCCAAGCACGAGCGGGUGGGGAACGACGUGGCCACCAUCCUGUCGCGCCGCAUCGCCGUGGAGUACUCCGACUCCGAGGACGAGUCCGAGUUCGACGAAGGGGACUGGAUGGAGUGAGGGCGGCGAGGCGUGGAGAGCGGGAGGACAAAAAGUGUUGGGGCGGCGCGCGGCGCCACGCCUCACUGUCGGAGAAGAGAAACCUUCUUGUUGCCCAGUUCUUCUCUGUCCAGCUGUUUUCUCUGUCUCG